Mesitornis unicolor (brown roatelo) is the source of this 1122-nucleotide messenger RNA. It is a transcript of the gene RBM15, whose product is annotated as RNA binding motif protein 15. Gene Ontology annotation, cellular component: nucleus. NCBI's taxonomy places the organism in Eukaryota, Metazoa, Chordata, Aves, Mesitornithiformes, Mesitornithidae. The annotation marks the transcript as partial. The transcript has 3 exons. Gene Ontology annotation, biological process: regulation of alternative mRNA splicing, via spliceosome. Gene Ontology annotation, molecular function: mRNA binding. The record is from RefSeq and is a predicted model, not a curated record.
CGUUUUGGGGUCAUCACCGAGGUGGACAUCAAAAGGCCGGGGCGCGGGCAGACCAGCACGUAUGGUUUCCUUAAAUUUGAAAACCUGGACAUGGCGCACCGGGCCAAGUUGGCCAUGUCGGGAAAGGUGCUCCUGCGUAACCCCAUCAAGAUCGGGUAUGGUAAAGCCACUCCGACUACCAGGCUCUGGGUGGGUGGCCUUGGGCCCUGGGUGCCCCUCGCUGCCCUGGCCAGGGAGUUUGAUCGGUUUGGCACCAUUCGCACGAUCGAUUACCGCAAAGGGGAUUCGUGGGCCUAUAUCCAGUACGAGAGCUUGGACGCGGCGCAGGCGGCCUGCACCCACAUGCGUGGGCCUCUGCCCUUGCCACCCCCGGCUCAUUACGAGCUCGUGGCGGAGGCGGCUGCUUUUGGGGCUCACCGGGGAGCUCCACCUGAUCCCCUUCGGGGGGCCCGGGACAGGACGCCACCGUUACUCUAUAGAGACCGCGACAGAGACCUUUAUCCUGAGACAGAGUGGGUGCCACCCCCGCCCCCUGUACGGGAUCGGAGUAACCGGGCGGCUGCUUAUGACCCCCUGGAAAGCUUAGAGCGCCGCCGGGAUGGUUGGUCCUUGGAGCGGGACCGAGGGGAGAGGGAGUUGGGCAGUAGUAGUAGGGAUCAGCCUAGGAAACGGAGACUGGCGGAGGAUGGAGGCCGGCAUUUGGACCGCUCUCCGGACAGCGAGCGCUCUUCAAAAAAAAAGGGAGGGAGGGAGCGUUACAGUAGUGACCCCGAGCGCUCGUCCUCUCGUUUGCUCCUCUUGGAGCGCCCCUCGCCCGUCCGGGAGUCGCGCAGGGGCAGCCUGGAGCGGGGUCAGAACGAAAAGCGCGACCGCAAGAACUCGGCCGAACGGGAGCGGAAACAUCGCCUUUCUGCGGCCGCCGCCGCGUACCGAAAGCAAAAGCAGGCUGCUGGGGUGAUCAGCCUCCCAGUGGGGGGUAACAAAGACAAGGAGAACAGCGGGGUCCUGCACGCUUUUCCACCCUGCGAUUUCUCCCAGCAGUUCCUGGACUCCACGGCCAAAGCGCUGGCCAAAUCAGAGGACGACUAUCUGGUCAUGAUCAUUGUCCGUGGGGCGUCCUAA